Clarias gariepinus (North African catfish) is the source of this 3752-nucleotide messenger RNA. RefSeq names its product centromere protein J (gene cpap). Gene Ontology annotation, molecular function: tubulin binding. The transcript is spliced from 17 exons. Bases 86 to 3619 code for a protein of 1177 amino acids. The record is from RefSeq and is a predicted model, not a curated record. Gene Ontology annotation, cellular component: nucleus; centriole; centrosome. Gene Ontology annotation, biological process: cilium assembly; centriole elongation. NCBI's taxonomy places the organism in Eukaryota, Metazoa, Chordata, Actinopteri, Siluriformes, Clariidae.
AUGGCGGUUUGUUUCGAAACUGAGACGUGAGUUGAGCUGCUGAGAGCUUUAUACAUCCAGGAGCGGCUAAACCACCUCAAGGAGUAUGUCCUCUCCAGCUGGACCUCAGUCUAAUUUCCUGUGGCGCUGGACGGCGAGCAGCUCCCGAGCCGGGGUGUUCCUCACCGGUUCUCCAGGAGAAGCAGGCUCUGUCAGGAGCAGCUGCAGCUCUCCAGGUGUAGAAGUGUCUUUAGAGGACUCCUUCAGCGCCCAGUUUGCCCCUUUACCUGUGUCCCGCAGCAGUAGCUGCCUAAGUGUGGACGCCAUCUGUCCUUCAUCGUCCAGCACUGAUCCCUUCUCCGAACCCACCAGCACCAAAGAGGACAUGGGACACCCUGCUGCGAGAAACCCCCAACCACUCAUCGACCGGCUCCGAGAAUUGAAGCUGCUGCAGCAGCGCAUGCAAGAACAACUAAAAGCCCACCAACAGGAGCAGCUGCAAAAACUGAGUGAGCAGUCAAAGCUCAAAGCAGUCAAAGGAAUGGUGCAUGCUGCCACAGGGUAUAAUAAUAUGAAAGAGUCAUGUCUCAAAACUGCUGAGCAGCCUGGGCACUCAGGAACAACAUUUUCACACACAAGAACCAGAGUUUCACCAGUUCAGCGGGUACAUCAGCACCCCAAAGAAGUGAAAAGGACAAUUGAGCAAAGCUUGUUCAAUCAAGAGCCGAGUGUGGACCAGGCUAGUUCUGGACAUGACAGUGACGAAGAUUAUGAUCACAAGGAUGAAGAAUCGCUGCAUUCCGAAGACAAAAGCUUGAGCAGAAAAGACAGUGAAACAAAUUCACAUGACCAGCCGAUCAUGUUAGGUGGAAGUGGAAGGACGUUUGAAGAAAUGUUGGAAGAGCAGCUCAAGCUGGAGAAUGAGAAAAUGAACAAGAUAUCAGAUGCUCCUACUAAUGCACCAAAAGUAAAGAGGCCUUUUCUGAGGCGAGGGGAAGGCUUGGCCAGAUUCAUUAAAGGCUCAAUCAGAGCCAGGCCAACGUGUUCAGGCAUCAAUCCUUCAGCCAUUCAGGGUUCGACCAUCAGAUCCCAACAGAGCUCUGAGCCAAAACGAACUUCCCCUAAUUCUAUAACUUCAACAAACAUUGUAACUCAGCGUAAGACAGCUGUAUUGAACAAAAAUCCCUUUCCCCAGAAGUGUUCAGCACCAAUAACAAAGGCGUUUGCUAAAGCUAAUAUUCAUGGUCACCAGAAUAUCAGAGUAGACGUGCAGGAUGUAAGCUCUGGACCUGUCCAACACCAAAGUAAGAGUAAUAGUAAGCCUGAGGGUCUGAAGGUCCCCUCUGAUAUCAUUGCUGAUACCAGUAGGGGGCCAUCAACACAGUUGCAGAAUACGAAAGCACAAAGUGCUCAAAUUGCAGAGAACUCAUUUGAGGUGUGGCUCAAAGAGCGUGGUGAACACUGGGAUAAAGAUCAGCACCGUGAGUGUGUAGAACUUGGUGAGUUUGAGCUGCUAGAGAGAGCGGCGGAUGAGUUCUCUUUUUCUAGUAACUCCUCUUUCAUCAAAACCCUUUUGAGGAGAGAUGGUAGACGCCUUUCCUCCACUCCUGUUAAAUCGCCACCCAAGUCCUCAUUUCCUAACCAUCAUCUUGACGAAGAUACUGGCCUCGGCAAGGCUCACUGUCCAUCAGUAUCCCCUGUAAAUGAAAUAGCAGUGAUAGAAAAUGCAAACACACAGCCAGAUGAAGUGAUCACUGAGUGUUCUGGAGAUGAAGAAGGAGAAGAGUCUGAUUCCUCACUGUGUAGCACAACGGUUUUUCACCAGCCUGCUAUAGCGCCAAACCUGCAGGGCCCUUUUAGCUUCCAAGUUUCAGCAGUGCCCUAUGAUAAGCGAUCUUAUCAGGAUAGAGAAGGAGCUGGAGGUUCAGAAGAGGAAGAGGAGAGCCACAGAGACUCAACUCUGGUGGAUGCCAGAGGUCAGGUCGAGUUUGAUGAUGACGACACUUGGAACGAGCCGGAGACUUGCAGUCUUGCAGGGAUGGAUGAUCAACCAGAUAAGGUACUAAAGAGGAAGGUUGCAACCUCAAAGGGGGCGGAGCUUGAUCGUUGCUCAAACAGCCCAUUAUACCGUGAGCCAGAGACACCACCAACGUGUCAGUUGGUAGCGAAGAUGUUUCCAGCUUUAAAGCCAAAACCAUGUCCGCCUCCUCCACCAGAACUGCCAGAUUUAGAUGGGCAAAGUGAACAAGAAACAACCAGAUCAACGUUACUCCGUGAGCGCUUGGUGGAACUUGAGACUGAGAUUGAGCGCUUCAAGAAAGAAAAUGCAGUGCUGAAUAGACUCAAGCAGGACAAUCAGGAGCUUCAAGACAAAUUGCGGAAGGACAGAGCAGAAUUCGAAAAGAACAUGGCAGAUGAACUCGCCAAAUGGGAGGAGUUGAAGCGUGAGGAAGGCCGGAAGCUGCAACGUGAAAAGAAGCUGGUUGAGAAACAUGCUGCAGCUGCAAGGGCAAGACCUGACAAACAGGAACGAGAUGAGAUACAGUCUUUAAAACAGCAGCUAAAAACUCUCCAGGAGGAUUUAAGAAAACGAGAGGCUCGGUGGACCAACACACACAGACGUCUCAGGCAGCAGAUGGACACCCUCAGUGCAGAGAACGGUACUCUACGAGACCAGGUCAGGACGCUGGAAAAACUUCGCCUCAAUACCUGGAAAAAAGAGUCUGAAUGCGAGAAAGAAAGAACAAGGUCUUGUGGAUCCAGCAAUAGCACUAACAUCAAGACAACAAAAUCCAAGAGCCCGUCCUCCAGCAGCCCACCUGAAAACAGCAAGAAGAUGGAAAGCCUACAGGCUCAAAAUCCUACCAAAAUUCCAGCCAUGUUCUCAAGCACCACAUAUCCUACAGACUUGCAAAAGGAGCCUUGCCCAGUAGCUGGUCCACACCACAUCUCAGACAGUUUAGUUGUGUCUGAGGCAAAGAUCCAAGAUCCUCAGCUGAUCGAAAACACCACACUCUCAGUGUUGAAAAUUGACAGUUCCAGGGACAUCACCAGAAAAUCUGAACUUGAAGAGGAAGAAAUCACACAUACAGAUGGCAAGAUUGAAAAGACGUUGCCUGAUGGAGGACGACUUACAGUUUUCCCCAACGGCACACGGAAAGAAGUGUCUGCCGACGGACUGUCAGUCAGAGUCACUUUUUUCAAUGGAGACAUCAAGCAGAUAUUGCCAGAUCAAAGAGUGAUUUACUAUUAUGCAGAAGCUCAAACCACACACACCACCUACCCUGAUGGCAUGGAAGUGCUCCAAUUUCCAAACAACCAGAUAGAAAAACACUUUAUAGAUGGUCAUAAGGAGAUCAUAUUCCCUGAUCAGACUGUUAAAAAUCUCUAUCCUGAUGGGAGAGAAGAGACUGUACUCGCAGAUGGGACGAUAAUACAGCAAAACCCGGAUGGCACUAAGCAGAUCCAGUUCAACACGGGUCAGCGAGAGCUCCAUACCGCAGAAUUUAAGAGAAGAGAAUACCCUGAUGGCACGGUUAAAACCGUUUACUCGGAUGGACGACAGGAGACUCGGUACCCGACCGGCCGAGUGAGGCUUAAAAAUCCCGAUGGACAUGUCAUCAUGGACGCCAAAGCCUAAGUCCUGAAAAACGCUGAAACGUUGAAGUUUAGUUUGCAGAAAAGAAAAAAGAAUUGUGUUUUAUUGUUUAAUGACCGUUAAUUUAUUUGUAGUGUACAUUUUUGUAAAAUAAAUGUAGUAAUAAUUAAUUGAA